This is a messenger RNA of Juglans regia (Persian walnut), 3734 nucleotides long. RefSeq names its product pentatricopeptide repeat-containing protein At5g39680-like. The coding region runs from base 822 to 2960 and encodes 712 amino acids. Lineage: Eukaryota; Viridiplantae; Streptophyta; Magnoliopsida; Fagales; Juglandaceae. Gene Ontology annotation, biological process: RNA modification. Gene Ontology annotation, molecular function: protein binding; RNA binding; zinc ion binding. The record is from RefSeq and is a predicted model, not a curated record. The transcript is spliced from 7 exons.
GUUUUUUUUUUUUUAACCCAGGGCUCUUCGCCAUGCUUCAUCCAGCUUCUUCAACAAACUCAACCUCCAUCUCAAUCUUGUCCAUCCUACAAUCAACCACUCUCUCUACAACAACGUUGCUCGUUGCAGUCUCUCCUCUGAAAGCUGCUGCUGGAGCAUAUGCUAAAAUUGCUGUUGGGAUAGCAAGACUAGGAGGCUAAGCAGCUUUCAUUGGCAAGGUAGAUUUUUCUGAGUUCUCCCGCUUCUAUGAUUUUGUUUUCUUCAUGUGCCGUGAAAAUGGUCAAAAGAACAUCACUGUAAGCAAGGCAGUUACUGCAUGGAGGUUAGUCUCGGCUGGGAGAUUUCGACUGCUUAAUCAAUGGUGUGACUUUGUUGAGGGUCUCGGGAUCUAAUGAUAACACUAACUUCUUCUGUAACUGUGGUGAUUUAGAAUCCCAGUCUUCCUAACUCGAUGACCCUCUUCCUGGAUUGAAAGAUUUUCCUGGUUUGAAGAGGAAAUUACCUGAGGACGUUCAACAAGAUGAAUUGGAGCCCUCAACUAUCGGCUACCCUCAUUCAACAGACCAGGAUCCUGUUUUGAGUUUCAAGAGAAUCAGUCCAUUGUGUUCUUCCAAGUCUCCAUGUGCAGUUGAUUGCAUGGAAAUUGUUAGACAUAACAGUCCAUUGUGUUCUUCCAAGUCUCCAUGUGCAGUUGAAGGUUGUUUGUCAAAAGGCUUUGCAGGGCUUUUCUCAACACGUGUACCAUGAGCAUGAGGAGUUACAUGCCCUGGUUCUUCUAUAAAUUAUAGUAGUAGAGUUUAAGCUUUGCAAUAUCAAGGUCAAUGGCGAUGCCCACUCCAAGACCGCCAAGGAACCCUCGCGCGCUUCUCAGUUACGUGCCAUUUCUAUUCAAACCCAAUCGUGGAUCCUCCUCUCCCUUUGCUGAUCCUAUUAAGCUCUUGAAAAAAUCAGCUGAGACUAAAAACUUAAGAAUAGGAAAAUUAGUCCAUGCCCACUUGAUCACAAGCACUCAGGCCUCCAAAACCCAAGACGUAUUUCACGCCAACUCACUCAUUAAUUUCUACGCAAAAUGUGGUGAUAUAUCUAUUGCCCGACAACUGUUUGAUCAAAUGAGUGAACGAAACAUAGUUUCAUGGAGUGCACUGAUGGCGGGGUACUUACACAAUGGCUUGGCUUUGGAAGUUCUUGUGCUGUUUAAGCAGAUGUUUUCUGUGGACAAUUUGCGUCCCAAUGAAUACAUAUUUGCUAUUGCUCUAGCCUCUUGUUCUGUUAGUGGGAGGAUUGAAGAGGGCAAGCAAUGUCAUGGCUACGUGCUGAAGUCUGGAUUGGAAUUUCACCAAUAUGUGAAGAAUGCACUCAUUCACAUGUAUUCGAGGUGCUCAGAUGUGGAAGGUGCAAUUUGGGUUUUGAAUACAUUGCCUGGGUAUGAUGUCGUUUCUUACAAUUCAGUCAUUAAUGGACUUGUAGAACUUGGGUAUCUGAAGGAAGCUUUAGAAGCUACGGCUAGGAUGGCAAGUGAAUAUAAGGCCUGGGACAAUGUUACUUAUAUUUCACUUUUUGGCCUUAGUGCUCGUCUCAAAGAUUUGAAUUUAGGUAAGCAAGUUCAUGGUCAGAUGUUGAAGAGUGAUCUUGAUUGUGAUGUCUUUGUUAGCAGCGCAAUUGUUGAUAUGUAUGGGAAGUGUGGUAACAUUCUGAAUGCACGGAAAGUUUUUGACUGUUUGCAAGAUCGGAAUGUGGUCUCGUGGACAGCACUCAUGGCUGCUUAUUUCCAAAAUGGCUGCUUUGAGGAAGCACUCAAUCUAUUUUCAGUAAUGGAAGUUGAAGAUUUUAUGCCAAAUGAAUAUACUUUUGCUGUUUUGCUGAACUCCAGCGCUAGUUUAUCUGCACUUAGACUUGGAGAUCUGUUGCAUGCACGUAUCAAGAAAUCAGGUUUCAAGGGCCAUACUAUUGUCGGGAAUGCUUUGAUUAUUAUGUAUUCUAAGAGUGGCAACAUCAAAGGAGCAAAUAAAGUGUUCUCAGAUUUGAUUUUUCGGGACUCUGUUACCUGGAAUGCAAUGAUAUCUGGGUAUUCCCACCAUGGGCUUGGUAAAGAAGCUCUAGAUUUGUUUCAAGACAUGUUGACUUCAGUAGUGAGUCCUAACUAUGUAACUUUUAUUGGGGUUCUAUCUGCCUGUGCUCAUUUGGGUCUUGUGCAAGAAGGAUUAUACUAUUUGAAUCACCUAAUGAGAAAAAUGGGCAUCGAACCUGGACUGGAGCACUAUACCUGUAUUGUUGGGCUUCUGAGCAGAGCUGGACUACUUGAUGAAGCCGAGAAUUUUAUGAGAUCCACACCAGUAAAAUGGGAUGUCAUUGCAUGGCGCACUUUAGUUAAUGCUUGUCAUGUCCUUAGAAAUUAUGGUUUAGGGAAGCGAAUUGCAGAAUCUGUAAUGCUGAUGGACCCUCAUGAUGUGGGAACAUAUAUAUUGCUAUCAAAUAUGUAUGCCAAGGAAAGUAGAUGGGAUGGGGUUGUGAAGAUUUGGAAAUUGAUGAGAGAAAGAAACAUCAAGAAAGAACCAGGGGUGAGCUGGUUAGAGAUAAGGAACAUUACCCAUGUCUUUGUUUCAGAAGACAACAAACACCCAGAGUCUAGUCAGAUAUAUGAAAAGGUGGGGGAGUUGCUGGCCAAGAUUAAACCAUUAGGGUAUGUGCCAAAUAUUGCUGCAGUACUGCAUGAUGUGGAGGAUGAACAGAAAGAAAAUUAUCUCAGUUAUCACAGUGAGAAGCUGGCCAUAGCAUAUGGCCUCAUGAAAACACCUUCAGAAGCAUCGAUACGUGUAAUUAAGAACCUUAGAAUGUGUGAUGAUUGCCAUAGUGCUGCCAAACUAAUUUCAAAGGUCACAAACAGGGUGAUAAUAGUUAGAGAUGCCAACCGCUUUCAUCAUUUUCAAGAUGGUUGUUGUUCUUGUGCAGAUUACUGGUGACAUUUUUUAUGAUAAGCAAUUACCGGGGUGACAUUUUGAUUACUUUUCAGUCAUAUGGAUGACCGGGGGGAGAUAAUUGCAUGUGAUGGAGCCUAUAGGUCAUUCUAUGUCAGCCCCCUUUUCUAAAAAAUAUCGAGCAUGCCCUUUGGAGGCCGUUGCCAUUGAGAUCUCAUAUCGCAGAAUUACAGCAUUGGCCUUUGACUCACUAGGCUGCCCCAAGGCAAGUUCAAGUGGGAACAUCAAGAGUGAUAAUAGGAUACUCAUCAGAAAAAAAACAAAGAAAAAAACGGAGAGGGCACUGAAGUUCUCAGCAUUUUAUGAUGCAAUGAAUGAGAAUCUGUGCUCGGCUACUCUGGCUUCUGCAAGUGGAUGGAGGAGUUCGGCUACUGCCUGCAGCUUGGAUACGUAGCAUCUCUGUAGACGUUUAAUCCUUGUCAAAGCACUACCAACAUAGGCUACAAUUAUUCUUUCCAUUAGUUUGCACAACUUGAAUUUCCUUAAUGAUACCUGUGAUAAAAUGUCUAUUGUCAAAGCGUGGGAACUGUCUAUUGGCUCGAUGUAUCUCUACUUAGCCAAAGAGUUGAUUCAAUCAUUAUUUCCGCUUUGUAAUUCUUUCCAUACUCUUUUAAACUAUGCCUGACUAUCAAAAAUUCUAUUUGAUUAGAUGUUCAUAUAUCCUUCAUACAGUGAAUGGAUUGGUUGUGUUUGUGCAUUAGCUAUUCAUCUUCCACAAUCAAAGGGAAUCUUUGUACUAAGCCAACACUUGUGGUCUAU